Molecule: messenger RNA, 2795 nt
Organism: Ceraceosorus guamensis
Lineage: Eukaryota; Fungi; Basidiomycota; Exobasidiomycetes; Ceraceosorales; Ceraceosoraceae
Exons: 2
Coding region: 357-2459 (700 amino acids)
Source: RefSeq, a predicted model, not a curated record
UUGGUACAACGGUCACACGAUUGGGCUCUGAUCUUUGCUGUCGACAUUGUACAAAGGGUCGACUUCUCCACCAAAUCGCGACCAUCUCGAGCCUCUCUCUCUCUCUCUCUCCCACCAGCCUGGCGCUCGUGGACUUAUCCGUAUUAUCUUCUUAGCCUUCCUCUUUUAUAUCCCUUUUUCUAUCCUUUUAUCCUUCUUUCUCCUCCCUCCUUCGUUCCUCCCUCCCACACAUCCUAGACGAAUUUCUGUGGGCUGGUACCCAUUUUUCGGAGGUCAUCUGACGAUCCACGAAGCCGACGGACCACUGAAAGCACUUUUGGCUCCCAAUUCGGCUCUCUCCAGGAGCUUGCAACACUAUGACAACCGUCCUCGUCCCUAUCGGCCUCACUAGCGUCCUACUCAACGAUACGCUACACACCAAAGAGGCCAACAUGACGAUGGUUCAAGAGCCAGAAAUGCUGCGACCCACCAGUCCCGCCAUUGCCUCGGCCAUGAGGGUGCCGUCUGUUGAUGCCGAGGAAGACAGUGCGGAGUCCAACAGCAGCGGAAGCUCCAGCGAUGAGGAGGAAGCGGCGCCAACUUUCGAAGUGUCCUUGGACGAGGACGUAGAUGGCUCCUUUUCGCCGCGCUCUCCUCGACGAUCAUCGGAGCCGCCCAUGCCUGCGGAAUUCAGCAUCACCCACUCCAAGCUCGAAGAAACGCUCUCCGGACGCAAAACUGGCGGUCAUUGGUCAGAAAGCUCGAGUGCGCACGAAGACGGAGCAGUCAAGCUCCCGCUCAGCGCAAGGUCUUCUCGAAGUCCAAGCGUUGCUCUGAGGCAUGAAGCCGCCUUGAGAAGCUUUAACAUCCGUCGCUUGGUAAGCAACACUACCCCAUCAACAGCCGAGCCAAGCUCUGCUCCCGCAACUGUCGCGGAUCUCAAGGGCUAUUCCGAAGACGGCAGCGAAGAAGGUGAAAAUGAUCGGGAUGUAAGGGCUUAUCUGGACACUGUGGAGCAGCGCGGUACGGCAGUCUUUGGCGAGAUAGAAAAGGAGGAUGAGGACGAGGAUGCCAAAUUCUUGCCGCCUCGCAUCGAGAUCGAGCAGGAUUGGAACAGCGACGAUGAUGACGAGGACGUUGACACCCACCCAACACCGGCCAGCAAUGCGCAGCAGGACGCAAGUCAGCGAGUACGCAAGCAGGCCUCUAUUCGAAUGCUCAAUACCUUGGGCCGAACACCUCCCACCAAUUUGGCUACUGCUACACCGUCCACGGCUACUUCCACGAGCUCCUCUGGCUCACAAACGCUUCCCAAGCCGGUCGGCCUUGCAGCUCGCCGCUCUCACCAUCGUCUCCCUUCACUGGAUCAGAUCGGCUCGCGAUCUUCUGUGGCAAAGGUUGGUACACCUCUGCCUUUCAACAAGACCCCAAUGCCCCAGACACCGGGUACCGCGAGCUUGCACCAGCGAGCUGUAAGCUGUCCCACCAAUGGGAUCGGGUCAAUGUCACGAAAAAAAUAUGGUUCUGUUCAGGUGUUCAUCACCCCUCCUACGCCCCGCCCUGCCGGCAGCGGCCCAGCUGCCGUGCCUAACGUAGUGCUGGCGAGAAGCAGCGGCAACAUUCUGCUCAGCCCUCGCUCACCACACAAGUCAGCAGUGGACGCCUUGCUCACGCCACCGCCAUUCGAGCUAGCGCCGGGGCGCAAACGCAUGGAGGAAGAACAAGCGAAAGCGGCUGCGUUGCAGAUGUGGCAAAUGUGGCAAGCUCAAGCGGCGUCCAUUGCCGCGGCUAGUGCAAGCGAGCAGCACGCCAUGGCAUACCAAGCAGCCACAAACCCUUGGAUGCGGCAAGUACAGCAGUGGGCGGCUGCUGUGACAGGCUCUCCGUCGAUGAGCGCUAUUGGAAGUCCUGGUUUGCAUAGCCCCGGUACACCUGCAUUGAAGGUGGAAGCUGGCUCUACGCCUAGCUUGCCCCUGCCACGCCACCCCCGCAAAAGCUCUCACACUCGCUCAUCUCAGCAAUCAUCGCCGUCGUCCUUUUUGCCCUCGGUCAACUCCACGCCAUCGAGCGCCUCUUCCUCCAGCAUUUCGAUUGGUAGCGGCGCACACAGCUCGAAAGCGCAGUCGGCCUCUGCUACCAGCACGAAUUGGAGGCGCGUGCCGUCUGCAAUGCUAGAAAGUGGGUCGCACAGCACAGCGUCGACUUCUUCACGCCGCUACGUACCUCCUCAUCUUCGAGGCUCGCAGGACGAGCUUGUUGCCGGUUUUUCUGCGCCUGCAAGCAGGGCAAAUUUUGGUGCUGAGAGCGUUGAGCAGGCAGUCAGAGCGCAGCCGAGAGAUGCGGUAUCGGAUUCGGUCUCUAGUGAGAGCGGGCCAGUCAAAGCAGCCAAUGGAGCUCGCGCAGCAGCUCGGACAAGCAUGCUCGCAAAGCUCGGCCAACGAUCUGCUUCGCCUGCUCCCGCUUCUUCCUCCGCUUCUUGAUUAUGCUGUUCUGCGUCUCAAAAGGACCUUUUCACCUCAUGACAUGCAUGUAUUGGCUUCCGCACUGCUAAAUCAAUCGCUGCUAUGCUGUCGCCGACUCUAGGGAUGUACUUGGCUUUUGCGUCAUCAAAUGUCAUUUGCUGCUCAUCGAGAUGCCCAAACACAUUAAGCCAGCUUUGAUCGAGUGCAGAGUGGGCAGACGAUAUGUUUUCAAGGGUACCAUCGGUGGGGAGGUGAGGAAUUAUGAUACAUCAAGUGUGAGGCUCAUUUUCAGCUUUUUGAGCAGGCUCUAGGAUUUCCUUGAUCAGAUUCUCGACCGUAGAAGCAGCCUGCGUA